This is a messenger RNA of Diaporthe citri, 873 nucleotides long. RefSeq lists its product as uncharacterized. NCBI's taxonomy places the organism in Eukaryota, Fungi, Ascomycota, Sordariomycetes, Diaporthales, Diaporthaceae. The transcript is spliced from 3 exons. Gene Ontology annotation, molecular function: delta(3,5)-delta(2,4)-dienoyl-CoA isomerase activity. The record is from RefSeq and is a predicted model, not a curated record. Gene Ontology annotation, cellular component: mitochondrion. Bases 1 to 873 code for a protein of 290 amino acids.
AUGGCCGCCCAGCCAGCCAAGCCCCUGGAGGGCUACACCGGCUACGCCCACUUCAACAUCACCAGCCCGGCGGACUUCGUGGCCCACGUCGAGAUCAACCGGCCGCGAAAGCUUAACUCGUUCAUCCGGGAGAUGUGGCUCGAGCUGCGCUCCAUCUUCAACCAGCUGUCCUCCGACCCGGACGUCCGCGCCGUCGUGCUCACGGGCGCCGGCGACAGGGCAUUCACCACGGGGCUGGACGUCCAGGCCGCCUCCGAGAGCGAUGCCGCCGUCCAGGGCGCCAACAGCGACGUCGACGGCGCCAGGACAGCGACCAAGAUGCGCCGCCAUGUAUACGAGUUUCAGGAGUGCAUCACCGCCGUGGAGAAAUGUGAGAAGCCGGUGAUCUGCAUCCUCCACGGCAUAUCCAUAGGCCUGGCCAUCGACCUCUCCUGCUGCGCCGACAUCCGGCUCUGCGCGGCGGACACGCGGCUGGCCGUCAAGGAGGUCGACAUCGGGCUGGCGGCGGACAUCGGGACGCUCUCGAGGCUGCCCAAGGCGGUCGGGAGCUCCUCGUGGGUCAAGGACGUGUGCCUGUCGGCGCGCUUCUUCGACGCCGCCGAGGCGCUGCGGGCCGGCUUCGUGAGCGAGGUGCACGAGAGCAAGGCCGCGGCCGUCGCCGCGGGUCUGGGCAAGGCGGCCCUCCUAGCCGGCAAGAGCCCCGUCGCGGUGCAGGGCACCAAGGAACUGCUCAAUCACGCCAGGGAUCACAGUGUGGACGAGAGUCUGCGGUACACCGCGGUCUGGAACUCGGCCAUGCUCCAGUCAAACGACGUCUCUUCCGCGCUUCUGUCUGGCAUGCAGAAGAGGAAGCCGACGUUCGAGAAGCUAUAG